Messenger RNA from Hydra vulgaris (swiftwater hydra), 3719 nucleotides. The record is from RefSeq and is a predicted model, not a curated record. NCBI's taxonomy places the organism in Eukaryota, Metazoa, Cnidaria, Hydrozoa, Anthoathecata, Hydridae.
UGUAGUUUGUGCUUGCAUCAGAGUUCCCUUUUAAGUAAAAAGCAUUGCAUUGUUAAUAUAUGUAUGGUUUAUAUACAUGUCAAGUUUUGCUGGGAAACGACAAAUUCGAACGAUUACGCAGAUAAAUAUGAGAAAUGAGUAACGAGAUAUCUUUAAAAAGAAAAAUUCAAAACCGGGACAGCUUCCACGACAGCGGCAACAAUGACAACAGUGAUAACAUUUUAAAGCGAAGACGAAUGUGUGAUAGUGAAUCUAAUAUAUUUAAUUCUUUAAAUGACGAAGGAAGCAAUGACAAUUAUUUGAUAGAUCUUAACAAAGCAAAAGAGUAUAUUCAUUUAUUUAAUACAGAGUUUACAAAAGGUUUUGAAAAGUUGAGCAAUCGCCACGACACAUCUAGUUUAGUUGAAAAAAAAAUAGAGUUUGAUAAGUUUUCUAACAUAGAUUGCGCAAAAUACUUAGUUGCUAAUUUUGGUGUUCCAAACUCUCGCAAAUCAUCUUCAUUUAAUUAUUUUAUGACUAACAAUAUUCGUUAUCCUUUGCCAAAUUCACCACAAGCAGGAGAUGGUGUAACAACAAAGCCAAUUAGAGUUAGAUACAAUUCAUUUAAUGAUAUUUAUAUCAAAACUUAUAAUUUUAGUAAUGGAGACGAAGAAUUACUCAUUAAAAAAUUUGCGGAGUUCAAUGAAAAAUUCUCUAAUUUUGUAGAAAGCUUAAUGAGUGAAACAAACAUAGACGAAAUAAUAAUCGAGAUACCAAAAACAUUUUUACCUAAAGAUCGUUUAUAUUUAGAGAACUUUGAGUUUUUAGACUUAAUUGGUUUACCAGAUCAAAGCUCUCAGAAUAGAGAGCACGAGAAAUCGGCAAUCAGAAUGAAUAGAAACUCAAUUGAAAAAGAAGUGGUCGACGCUUUUUUUAUGUUUCCAGGCAAGCGCGGUAAAUGUGACGAAGAAAUAAUUAAAUACAUGUGGAAAUGUGGAGCUUUCUCAGAUUUAUCUGAUAGACGACCACCCAAACUAGUUGUUUGCAAUAAAAUGCGCUCUAACGAUUGGAACGAUAACAGCGAGUUUGAAAAAAUGACACAGGCUUACACUGAUGGCACAAUACUCAAAUCAAUUGAAACCAGCUUGUGCAAAAUGUUUGACUAUAAAGACGAAAAAGACUAUGAAGAUGAUUUUGAGCCAUUGGUAAUUGAUAACAAAUUUGAAAGCAUAAAAGAUAUGAUAAAAAGGUCAGCAUCGGCUUGUAUUAUUGAAACCUUUAAUCAGACAGGGUAUAAUAAUGAAAAAUACAAUUUUUUUGUAUGUAAUUUAUAUAAGAUAUUUAUGGAUAUUAAAGCUUAUAAAGAAAGCAAUCUGCAUCGCCUAAGCAUACAUUAUAUAUUGGUUUUAUCUAAAGAGUUAUUUAUUAAAUUAAAUUCAACAGUUAAUCGAAUUAGAUUAAAGGAAACAAACAAAAGUAAGUAUUUUAAGAUAAAGCAAUUCUUCAAAAGCGACAGUGCAAAACGUUUAAUAAAAUAUAUUGGGAGUGAAAUUAAUGAGGAAAUUUUGUGUUUUAAAAACAGUUUGUUUGACGAGUUAUCUAUACAGGAUUUUUUUAAUGCUAAUUACGAAGAAGAAGACAAAAUUAAUUACAGAAUGGAGUGGUUUAACUUAUCAGUUGAGAAAUGUCAAGAAAAUAUACUGUUGCUUAUUGAGAAAUAUGUGCAGGCUAUAUUCAAAGACAUUCUCAAAGAUUUGAAAAACGAAGAGUUAGAUAACUUUAUGCAAAUGAGGGAUUACUUGGAUAGUAAAUAUCUCAAAAAUAGUUUCAAAUUGACAUUAGAUAAAAUUUUAAAGCAAAUGAAAAAUAAUUACAAGGCAAUAAAAGAUAUUGACGAGAAGUUAAGUUUAUUUAAAAAAAAAUGCUGUCAUUUUUUGGAAAGCAUUAAAAACGAAUAUAACUAUGAUGCAUAUGAGAACGAGAAUUUAAGUCAGAGGAGUUCCGAUGAAAACAGUAACCUACUAGAGAUCCAAGAAUGCUGCAAAAAAUUAAAUGAUAUUGAAAAAAAUGUUUGCAUGUUUCUUAAGUCAACAAAAGACACUUUUGAGUCUGACGAAGAAUUUGAUGCCACAUUAAUUAAUCCACUUCUUCAUAAAAAAACUGGAUCGCAUAAAUUGCCGGAAAAUAAAGAUAUAGAUGGUUUGGACGUGAUAAGUUUUACAAAAUACUGUCGAAACAAAUUUAAUCUUCAGCUAUUAGAAAAACUCAAAGCUCAAUCAGUUAAAAGCAAAAUUACAUUGGAAUACACGGAGCCAAUCAGCUUAGAAAACUACGAGAUACAGUUUAACUUAGAUAGAGAAAACAAAAAAGUUUCAGUGAGCUAUCAUAAUAAUUAUUUGGAUGAACAAUUAAAGUUAUUAAAAGAUAAUUUAUAUAAAGACGAGACAAAUCAGACAAGCAAUGCGCUAUAUCCAAUAUUUAUCAGUUCGGUUCAACGUAGAAACGAUUUUGAACCAAAUUUGCUAAUUAAAGAUCUGGGAAGAGUUUUAAAACCAAAUAGUUUUUUUAUAUUUUUAUUUAUUGAGGGCGGCACCAACCAAAACAGAGAGUUAUUUAAAAAAAAUAUUGAUUUCUAUAAAAACCAAAGAGAUAAUGAUUUUAAAGCAAUUUGUAAUUACGGAAAAAGUUUUACAAAUAAAGAUAUGAAUCCAAUAGUUAUAUGUUAUUUACCAGAUAAAAACUUAGGAAUAGGUAGAAUAAGAAAAAUCAUGAUGAUGUUUGCAGAACAUUUACAAUUAUUAAGAUUUUAUUUUAUUGACGACGACAUCGAUUCGUUUUACGAAUACGACAAAAGGCUACAUGGAAGAGAAAUUAAAAAGAGUCCUAAUUUUACUUAUAAGUCACUUGCAUUUAUGCUUAAGGUACUCAAUUUUGGCUGCUCUAAUCGUGACCUUUGCAACAACAAAGAUCUGCAUUCAAAGGAAGUGAAAGAUAAAGAAGAAGCUGUAAGUAAGUUAAACAGGAGAAACUGGAUGAAGAAUUUAGAUAAAAUAAAAGAUACCAUAAAUGCAGAAGAUUCCAACACUGCUAACUUAGUUGAUGAACUUUAUGAUAUAAUUGAUAACAAAAAAUACAACGAAGAAUCUAAAGUUAAAGAUCUUAUUAAUACUCUAAUGAAUCAUUUGGGUGCAGAUGGUGUUCUUAUCUUAAAUGAAAUUAAAAAUAGGCUAUUAAAAGAUAAAUCAAAGAUUAUAGGGCAGGUGGCAUUAUGGAAUAAUGCAUCUUUUAAAACAUGGAGCUUUUUAGAAAAACUGAUGUGUGAUGUAUCCAAGAUGCACACUCAUUUAGUGUCAUACCAGCGUUAUCAAGUUGUUCUAUAUAAUUUGGACGCUAUAAAAGGAAUACAUCCAGUAACUGAUGAUGUUCUAUUUCAGCCGGUAUUUGAAAAGCAUGAAAUAGUCCAACUUGCUCAUAUUUCAAGUAGCGCUAAUCUAAAUGAUGCUCAUGUACAAACUUCAUUUACUUAUGGUUACAAAUGCUCGGAUAAGGUUCAUGUGUAUUAUCAGCUAUUCAAUGGUGUCUCUGGUUACAUGGCUUACUAUUAUUCAUUUAGAAACAUGAUCGGAAUAAAAUCUAAAGUAAACUCGGACGAGACAUCUUUAGAAGCUUCAGACUAAUUUUGAAAAAAGAUGUUUAUUGCAAUUUUUAUUAAAAGUUAUAAUUGUAAUUUCAAUUUUAAA